Messenger RNA from Ostreobium quekettii, 375 nucleotides. The record is from the annotation of a GenBank genome assembly. Lineage: Eukaryota; Viridiplantae; Chlorophyta; Ulvophyceae; Bryopsidales; Ostreobiaceae.
AUGGCCGCCACCGCGCGCGCCUUGGUGGGCCGCGCCAGGACGACGGCCCUCUCCCUCUGGCAGCGGGGCUCCAGCGUCGCCCAGGAGCAGUACGCCAAGACGAUGAAGGAGAACGCCAAGUACGUGGUGAAGGACCCCGAGGUGGAGAAGGUCUUGCUGAAGCAGUGGUUCUUCACGAAACUGUCCAAAAUUCCGGCAACAGCUGCACAGGUGGAACAGGAAGCAGCUGCCAUCAGGGAGGCCUGGGGGAAGCGAAAUGAGUUGACUGUGCGCGAGGUUGGUGUCGCCGGCAUGUUUCUGGCAGAGCUUAUAGGGUGGUUCUGUAUAGGAGAGAUUGUCGGACGAGGGUUUACUAUUGUGGGGUAUCAAGUGUAG